Molecule: messenger RNA, 1023 nt
Organism: Triticum aestivum (bread wheat)
Lineage: Eukaryota; Viridiplantae; Streptophyta; Magnoliopsida; Poales; Poaceae
Exons: 3
Coding region: 188-664 (158 amino acids)
Source: RefSeq, a predicted model, not a curated record
UCUGGUCUGGUGAAUGGAACUCUGAAAUCCAGUUUUCAGUACCCGUAGUAUCUAAACCGCCCUGCCAUUUCGAAUGCCCCCCACCUGACUCGCUGUGGAAGCAGAUCCCCGGCAAAGAGAAAGGCACGCGACGCACGUCCCCGCCAGCUCCGAGCCUCCGAAGGCAGUCGACUGGGAGGCGACCGCCAUGGCCACCGGCUGCGUCCCCGGCGCUCUGCGCUUGGUUCCGUGGCGAGGAGCGUCGUCCUCCUCCACCUCCUCCUCCUCCCGCGCCCUGGCUCGUCUCCGCCCGCGCGUCGCCUCGUUCGCAGCCCCGCCUCGGCCUCUCCAUCGCGCCCUUCGUCCAGUUCCCGCCCCGCACAUGGCGCUCCGUGCUCCUCUUCCUCCUGCGAGGUGCCAGGUCCCCGCAACUCCGGAGUCUCCCUUGCAGCCGCCAAGCUUUUGGGAAACGGUGUGGCAGGUGUGUAAGCGUGUCUCCUGGAAGCACCUUGGUACACUCACGCUGCUGUCUGGCUGCAUAGCAGUUGGUUUCUUUGCAAACAAAGGGGACCCACGCGCCUUGUUGAUAGUUGAUGUACUGGACAAAGCGAACAAAGCAUACAAGCCAAGUCUGGAGUUCGCAGUUUUACUCAUCGCACUUUUCGUUUCUCUGUCGUCAAGGUAGAGGCAGAGGAUUGCUCAGGUUUUUUGGGCACAUGUUUUGGACAGUAGGAAGUAAGUGGUACAGUUACUGAUCCUUACCAUAGAAGUACAUGGUGGAGAUUCCCACCGGUUUUAUCAGAAAGGGAUGGGUUGCACAUACGGAGACCCGACAUGACCAAUAGCACUAGUUAUGGAGUUCCUGAAAUUGCUUUAUCUCAGUACAAAUUUCCACCAGAUGCACCAGGCGUGCGUGCACACUUUAUGUCGUUUCCCUUGAGGUGGAAACAUCAUGUUUUUCGGUGUUCGCUGUGAGCGAUGUCAUCUGCUGUGAACGAUGAACCAUUAUGCUGCAAAGUUGAAAAUGUAUCACUGUCAAUUACA